CAAAAACAACAACAAAACAUGGCGGUCUUGAUAAGAAACGAAGUGUUCUCCUGCUUCGUGUUCUACGGCGUGCUGCUGGUGAUGAAAAUGUACAUUGUCGCGAUAAUAACGGGACAAAUGAGGCUGCGCAAAAAGGCUUUUGCCAACCCCGAGGACUCGCUGAGACACGGAGGCUUACAGUAUCACCGAGAGGAUCCAGAUGUGGAAAGAUGCCGCAGAGCUCAUAUCAACGACAUGGAGAACAUCCUCCCCUUCCUCUUCCUGGGUGCCAUCUACUCCAUGACUGGACCUUGCCUGGCCGUGGCCCGCCUCCACUUCCUGGUCUUCUUCAUGGCUCGCAUGCUGCACACCUUCGCCUACCUGCUCGCCCUGCAGGCGCCGACCCGCUCCCUGGCCUACAUCGUGGCACAGAUACCGUGCGUCUCCAUGGCGCUGCAGAUCCUCAUCGCCGUGGCGGCGUACGCCUAAAACACCCCAGAAACGAGGGGCUGGACUCGAGGUUCUGGAGAGAUUGAUUGCGUCUUUUCACAGUAAAAGCACGAGGAGGACAGCGGAGAGAGGCCUCCUGUGAGGGGGGAACAUAAAAGACAGGAAUGCCAGUGAGAGUGCAAUAGGCGCGCGAUUACAUCCAUAAAUGGGUUUUGUGAGAUUUCGCCAGUAUUUUUUAAAUGGUUUUGUUUACAAUGUUGUAUGAAGUUGACAUCCCGGUAGCCUACUGUUCUAUUUUUUAAAAAAUGAAGUUUUGUUGCCCGCAUUUGUCUUUCGAUCAAGGUUCUGUUGAAAUGAACCGACGGAAACUAACCGACGAAGAGUUGUAGACGUUGGGUUGAGGCCACAUUGGAAGACUUUUCCAGCACUGACCCCCUCUUUUGUGUUCACUGAUGACUUGAUACCCACCUGCAGAAAACAAGAACGGUGAAAGAAUUUUAUAUCUGUGAAAACGUGUCUGGAAGCUUUUAAAAGUGUUCUUAUUAUAAUUUAUUAUUAAAUGCAUUUUUGUAAGCAAUAAAACAUUUGACGCAUCUAA
Molecule: messenger RNA, 1027 nt
Organism: Pseudoliparis swirei
Lineage: Eukaryota; Metazoa; Chordata; Actinopteri; Perciformes; Liparidae
Gene: ptges
Product: prostaglandin E synthase
Exons: 3
Coding region: 19-468 (149 amino acids)
Biological process (GO): prostaglandin biosynthetic process
Cellular component (GO): membrane
Molecular function (GO): prostaglandin-E synthase activity
Source: RefSeq, a predicted model, not a curated record